Ananas comosus (pineapple) is the source of this 1719-nucleotide messenger RNA. RefSeq lists its product as uncharacterized. The coding region runs from base 110 to 1375 and encodes 421 amino acids. Lineage: Eukaryota; Viridiplantae; Streptophyta; Magnoliopsida; Poales; Bromeliaceae. The transcript is spliced from 6 exons. The record is from RefSeq and is a predicted model, not a curated record.
CCUCUAGCCCCUCUCUCUCUCUAGAUCUCCUCUCUCUCUCUCUCUCUCUCUCUCUCUAAGGUGUGUGAGGGAGUGGGGAUCGUCGUCGUCGUCGUCGUUGUGGUCGGCAAUGGCGGUGGAUCCGAGGCAGGUGCUCGCGGGGUUCCUCACCAUAUCCAUGUUCGUGAUGCUCGGAAACAUGAUCAAGCGCGACCACUUCGACUCCAUCGACGUGGUGAGGCUUCAAGAAGCAUCUACUGUUCAAUUUGAUUUAAUAAAGGUUGAUGAAAAAAUAAACAAGGCGACUAGGGAUAGCACGGGGCCAUGGAAGGAGCGCAGUGAAGUGAUUAAGCCGUGCUGGAACAAACCAAGUUCAAAGGAUGCGGAACUGUCGAAAGGUUACAUUACAUUCUCUUUGACUAGUGGCCCUGAAUAUCAUAUCUCGCAGAUGGCAGAUGCUGUGGUAAUUGCAAGGUAUCUGGGUGCCACACUCGUGCUUCCUGACAUCAGGGGAUAUGAGUUAGGUAACAAGCGGAAUUUUAAAGAUAUGUAUGAUGUGGACAAAUUCAUGAGGAGCCUCGAUGGCGUUAUCAAAGUAGUAAAAGCACUUCCCGACGAAUUAGCUUCUCGACAGCCAGCAGUUGUGAGAGUUCCCAACAGGGUUUCAGAAGACUUCAUUGUCGAAAGCAUCAAACCAAUUUUCCAAACCAAUAACUACUUAAGGCUUGCAAUUGUUUUUCAAUCGAUAAGCUUUAGACUGAGGGAAAAGAAGAAUAUAGAACUGGAUUCGACCGCUUGUUUAGCAAUGUUCAGCAGUUUGGAAUUGAAACCAGAGAUUAACGAAGUAGGAGAAAGGAUGGUCGAGAGGCUAAAAACACUUAGUAGGAAAACAGAUGGCCAGUUUGUGGCAGUCGAUCUUAGGGUUGAAAUGUUAGAGAAGAAGAGCUGUAAAGUGAGUGGAGGCGCGAGGAGGAAGAGUUGUUACAAUGCUCAAGAGGUUGCCGAUUUUCUCAGGAAAGUUGGGUUUAGCCAGGAUACUACUGUCUAUCUAACUCAGACUUGGUGGCACGAGAGUCUCAAUCCCUUAAAGGAGGCUUUCCCGAAAACUUAUACCAAGGAUGACAUUAUACCUGCAGAGAAGAAGGGCGAAUUCCUUAAGUCAGGAAGCGCCGAGCUGGAGAAAGCCCUAGAUUUUCAUGUUUGCUCGGAAAGCGACAUGUUCAUUCCCGCCAUCUCAGGACUCUUCUAUGGCAAUGUGGCUGGGAGGAGAAUAGCUUCGGGCCGGACCCAAAUCCUUGUCCCUUCGCAGGUGUUUGGCUCCUCCGCCCUGGCCUCCGACUUCCUCUCGACUUACAUCUCCAAGAAGAACCAUGUCGCUUACUCGUGCUACUGUUAAAUACUGUUUUCCAAAUGUAGUAAUAGCAGCUGCAGCAGCAGCAGCAGCUCGAGAAAAUGAUCCCGAAACCGGCUUCUCUUCGGACUGCGCUUGCGACAUGCGGUGACGGAAACAGGAUCUACUGUAUGUGAAAGGUGCAAUAUGAGUUUGAGUUAGAUAGUUUAAUUGAAGUUGAGUUGUUGUUUGUUGUUUGUUGCAGUAUUUAAGUGAUGAGUUCUCAAGUUGUGCAAAAACAUGCUUUAUAUAAGAAAUGGUCCUGUUGAUGUCCAAAUUUUAGAUACAGUUACUAUAAAAGGUUGAAAAGUGUAUUUACUAUCUUGGUAAUGUCCUUGUUUUUCCAUGAA